Molecule: messenger RNA, 939 nt
Organism: Caenorhabditis bovis
Lineage: Eukaryota; Metazoa; Nematoda; Chromadorea; Rhabditida; Rhabditidae
Source: the annotation of a GenBank genome assembly
AUGGAUCCCGUACAAGCGAUCAUUCAACAACAAAUCAGUUCAGGCACUUUUAUGCAGAAUCUUAACGUUAAUACUGUAUCAAAUUAUGACGAAGAGGAGAACAUGAAUGAAAAUGCGUGGAUUCAGGGAAAGCGCGGAAAUAUUCUUCCAAUUUGGGGAAACAAGAUGACUAUGAAUCUGAACACGCUACUCCUUGAGAAUAUUCGAGAAAGCUAUUAUUAUAAAAACAAUUUGAUGGAGAUCGAUACAUUUCAAACAAUUAUUGAACAAAUUUUUUAUCAGGUAAAACACCUGGAACCAUGGGAGAAAGGCACUCGACGAGUGCAAGGAAUGACAGGAAUGUGUGGCGGAGUGCGCGGCGUCGGUGCUGGAGGGGUUGUCAGCUCAGCAUUUUGUAUUCUCUAUAGAUUGUUUAAUUUGAAAAUUACAAGAAAACAGUUGAUCAGUAUGCUAAACAGUCGCCAAUCUGUGUAUAUUCGAGGCCUUGGAUUCAUGUACAUUCGGUUUUGCCAACCGCCCACUGAUUUGUGGUAUUGGUUUGAACCAUAUUUGGACGACGAAAGGGAGAUUGACCCGAGAAGUGGCGGAGGUGAUUGUAUGACAUUUGGUCAAAUGGUUCGAUCGAUGCUUAAUAAGCUGGAUUGGUAUGGUACAUUGUUUCCUAGGAUCCCAGUUCCCAUCCAGAAAGAAAUCGAUGAGAAGUUUGCUGAGCGUAAAAGACAAUUGAUUGAAGAAGAUGAACAAUGGAGAAGGAAAAAUGAAGGAUCAUCAAAAGUUGAAGUUCAAGAAUCCAAAAGACCUGAAGAAAAUAUUGUUUUGCCAAAGGUAACCCGCUGUGGACACCAUUUGAGACAUCAUCACUGUCACAAGCACCGAAAGAAGUGCUCAGAAAAGAGAAAGAAAUUGCGACAAGAGAAAAACGAAGUGAAAAAAGAAUGA